GUACAAAGUGCCAAAUCCGGGCGCCAUGGACGUGCGGGCCAAAGAGUCUGGAGACAUGCGGGACCUCAUCGCUGAGCGCUUCGCUGGUGCAUAUGAGGCCCAGCUGAAGCAGCUAACGAAGCAGGCGGCCUACGAGCAGCAGACGUUGCAGGGGGACAUCGAGGCCUUGCGCCAGGCCGCCUUCAACGCGCAGCAAGAUGCAGCGCAGCACCGGGCAAGGGUCCACGCAGCCUGCCAGGAGUUGGGCGCGCGCUCCUUGGGCGCCAACGCCUUGCGCCACGAGCUCUGGCAGCUGCGCGCGCAGGGCGCCCAGGCGGCGCGGGGCCUGGCGCAGCAGCGGGGGCUCUUGGCGCAGGAGGCGCAAAGGGCCAAGGAGCUGCGGAGCCAGGUGUCGGAGGAGGGCCUCGCGCUGCGCCGCAGCUGCGCGGAGGCGGAGCAAAGGCUCAGGCACGAGGAGCAGGUCUCCUCGCUGCUGGGGCGGCAGUUGACUGCGGCGCUGAGGGAAAGGGACGCGGAGGCGCAGGCGGCUCAGGAGUUCGCCGCCAGGGAGCAGGCCAAGCUGAGACGCGGCUUGCGGGUUUCCGCACGACCAGGAGGCGCUUUCAAAGCGGGACGCGGCGCGAGAGGCCCUGCGGAAGCAGGAGGAGAACACCAGGUGCAUCCUAGAGGAGGCAAUGCGGCUGCUGCAAGCGGACCUCAUCAUACCUCCCUGAGACCUGCCCGCCUGCGAAGCCGAAGAUCGGCGACUGUGUCUGAAAGCGGCGAAGGGGCAUCGAAGCGGCAGUUUCCGAGCUCUUGGACUUCUUCUUGGACAUGGGCAGCAGCAGUUGGCAGGGGUAGACUUAGGAUACAUUUUUACAUUUUAGUGACUCCACGUGAAGCAAACCAUAAAUAAUUGGGUGC
Messenger RNA from Effrenium voratum, 903 nucleotides. The record is from the annotation of a GenBank genome assembly. Lineage: Eukaryota; Dinophyceae; Suessiales; Symbiodiniaceae.